ACACCAGGUCCAUGUUUCGCCUGCUGGACACCGAAAACCGGGUUAGGUCGGGCCUCGUUGGAUCGGCGCGUCGCCCCAAAAUGUGGGAUGGAAUGGGCCAAUGUUUUGAAAAAGUUGGGAAAUUCUCUCUUUGGCCUUUGGGGCUGAGCGCCUUCCGGAUGAGAAUAACCACCGGAUGGGCACCCGAUGAGAGUCGAGCUGAGCACGCGGGAGUCCUUGAUGGAGCAGGAUGACUUCGAUAAAUCGUCCGAGAUUUUCAGUGCUCUCAUGACGCUGAUAGGAAACGGACAUAUGACGGUGUCUUCGACGGGUCAACGCUGGGCGGUUCUGUGAUUUAGUUACCUUGUGAGCUGGUCGUGGUCCUUGCCGAUACAGUCCAGAGGCGCAGGUGGCUGACGGAUUCCAGAUGCUUGGGGCCUUGUAUUGUGUGCAAGAUGAGAUUACCCCAAAUUAAUGUUGUGUUGAUUGGUGGAAUUUGUGGGUCAGCGAAGGAUUGACGCUUUUGUUCGAGUGUUUGGUGGGAUGGGCGUCUUGGGACUUACUACGACGUGUCAAGUGAAGGAAGUCAUAAUUAGCGUCGACUAAUUGAAGUGAUUCAUUGAAACAACGAAUUUGGUGCCGAAUUGAAGAGGAGAGAGGUGCGUUUGAUACUCAUUGUGUUAUAAUUGAUUGAAGAUGAUGCAAGAAGCGGAAAUGGAUGGAGGAUUCCAUCGAAAGCAAGAAGUUUAUGUUUUGAUAGCACAAUAUUGCUCAGAAGUGCAGUGAGAAGUUUUACCAACGAAUUGGAAUAUCUUUGGGAGAUUAUUGGUUCAUAGGCAUCGACAGAAGCUCAUCUUCACAAUUGUAUCGUUGUAAGCAAAAGCUACGCUAUAAAUAUUUGAUGAAAGGGAUGGAGUCAAAACUGGAAUAGUGAUGCUCAACUAACCAGCAAUAAAAAAGAACAGGAAAAUUGCGGUACUUGUGGAAAACAUCAAACGAGGCUAUAAAAGUUAUCAUUUAUAAAAGCUGCAAAAAAGGAUUGUAUAAAAGUGUGUAAGGGGCAUGCUUACUCGUGACAUAUACCGCCCAAACGAAAUGUUUUAUUUCUGAAAGUGAAUGUGAAAAAGAAAUAAAACGUAGUGUAUUGAAAGGAAUACAAAAAAAAAAGUGAAACCAUACUCAUAAAAGUUGAUACAUAUACUGAGUGCUAUAAAGGAUAAAUCCCACCGGAAAACAUAGGAUUAAACACAAAAUUGAGUCUCGAUUUUUCAACAUCAGCCACAACUAAAAGGAUUGGCGUUAAUCGCAGCGACAAUCUCGUCCCGUUAUCUAUAGCAACGAUUCCAUUCACAGGCGUAAUGGAACGAUAAUUCAACUGAUUUCAUAACAGAAUAUGGAUCCCCGGCACACCUAGGAACUAUGAAGCAUAUAGUGGUUGUGAUGAUCUUCUUCAACAUUAAUAAUGGCAUUUCGUCCCAUUCGCAGUCGGUCGAUAUCGACGAGCCGCACACGUACACACCUCCGAAGCACUACUUUCAGACGUCGUCCUUCGACGAGGCCGACCUGGAGGGGGAUGAAAUCGGUGUGAAAAAUCCUUUGGACCGGGGGCCGUACUUUGACAUUUCGGCGUCCCGGAAUGUCACUGCGCUGGUGGGAAACACGGCCUAUCUCAACUGCCGGGUGCGGAACCUCGGCAAUCGAACGGUAUCGUGGAUUCGACAUCGCGAUCUGCACCUACUGACGGUAGGGAAAGCCACCUACACAUCGGACCAGCGAUACCAGAGUGUGCAUAAUCCCGCGUUGGAUGAUUGGUCCCUAAAGGUGCUAUAUCCGCAGCCGCGAGAUUCCGGCGUGUACGAAUGCCAGAUAUCCACAACGCCUCCGGUGGGAUACUCCAUGACACUAUCAGUCGUCGAACCCAUCACAACGAUAGUUGGAGGACCAGAUCUGUACAUUGACACCGGUUCGACGGUGAACCUGACCUGCAUUGUACGACAUCUGCCCGAACCGCCGCCGGUCAUUCUGUGGACGCACAACAGUGAGGAAAUCAACUACGACUCUCCGCGUGGUGGCGUCUCGGUGAUAACGGAGAAGGGUGACAUCACGACCUCGUAUUUGCUGAUACAGCGGGCGAAAACCUCCGACUCCGGCAAAUAUACGUGCUCCCCGUCGACGGCCAAUCCGAUCACGGUGAACGUGCACGUGCUUAACGGCGAACAUCCGGCAGCGAUCCAGAGUGGCCAGUCGCUGCACAGUAAUCUGUUCCUAUCGGGAUGCUGCUGCCUGGUGCUAUUGCUGCUGUCCGUGACGUUGACCGGCCAACAACGGUGGCCCGCUGUCAGAUAAAACUGACCAUAAAUCAGCACUCGGCCUGUUCGAGUUGACUCGGCGACUCGACUCGACCACCACUACUACUAGUACGUAAUAAGUCUGUAUAGUUGCAUCACUAGCUCUAUGGGGUUCGACCUCUCUCUCUCUCUCUCACGCAAUUGUGGUAGAGGCGGUGGUGGUGGUGAGCUGCGUCUGUGGUCGAGACAGACAACCACUUCCGAUGCAGCUCUAUCUGUUUCUGUAGAGGACAGGAUUUCCAUAAAAGUUCUACCCACUGACCAACUGCACUCGUGUCAACUCGUCGUCGUCUGCUGGUAGAAUUUGGAGGGAAAUGGCAAAACAAAAACUAGAAAGCGAAUGGGAACAGGAAACAAUUCGGCACAGUGAACAACUCUCGCAUCACUGAAGUUUUGCUGGAUGGGUUUUUUUUUCCGGUGCCUGAGUUUGAUGAGUUUAUGGUGCUUUUUAGUUGUUAUGGUGCACUCCGUAGAUUAAUUGGUGGGAAUUUCGGAUAUAAAUGGAGUUUUUUUUUUCUAAAGAAGAGUAACGUGUGUUGAAAAACAUUUAAAUUACUUUGCUCCAGAUAUUAGAAAGUGGAAUUUAUUACUUGUUGUUGCUCAUUCUAUCUUGUAGAAGCAUUGAUAAAAUACAGACACUGUCCUUAGCCACUGCAACAACACUACUAUAAAUUGACACUAAAAUGACAGAGUCAAAAAACAAUUCUUUUGAAAAGUGUUUAGACUGAAGUGGAAAUCGAACCCAGAUCCCAUGAUAUGAUGCGCUUAACUGCCUGAUGGAUUAAGUUACACAAAUACGAAGCCCAAUAUUGGAGCUAGAGGUUUUUGAACUUUGUUCUAAAAUACAUCAUCAAUAGCAACGCCAGUAUUCGUUUUAGUAUUUUAUUAUUUUUUUUUUCAUGAAACAAUAUUCAUUAAAAAUUUUCUAAUAUUGUCAUCUUCAGUUUUCUGGUGAAAUUCUUUGUUGGAUUCGUUUCAAGUGUCUCAGAAAGACUCUCCUCCUCCUUAGCAUAGCUUGUUUUUUAUAAUUGAAUUCAUACUGAUAUUUUUGGUGGUUAGCUACGAAAGAUUUGAUGAAUUCAUAAUAUUUUCUUAUUUCUGAUCUGAGAACCGUACCACCAAUGCUGCAAAACUUGAGUAAAUGAAAAUGUCCACAGCCGAUAUGUUUGUUUCUAUCCGAUAAGUAAAUGGACCAACAAGAAAAAAAAGAUUUACAUAGGUUGAAAGAGUGCUGCCACCUCUGGGCAAUUGUAUCUUUUGAGCAAACGAAACGAAACGAUAAACAUCAAACAUAAGAAAGAAAAACAUCAUCCUGUAAAUAAAUUCCACCGAACUGUUUGGAUGCUCAAAGGUAACACAACCGGAAACGAAAGUCAACGGAAGUCGUCAUCGUCGGAAGGGGGCUUAUAGCUGCCAGGCAGUCGGCGGCAGCAAAAGACGACGACAAAGCUAGGACCCGAGAGCUAGUGAGAGCUCACAAAAAGAAUAAAAAACGAUGUACAAAAAGCA
This is a messenger RNA of Aedes aegypti (yellow fever mosquito), 3836 nucleotides long. It is a transcript of the gene dpr21, whose product is annotated as T-lymphocyte activation antigen CD86. Gene Ontology annotation, cellular component: neuron projection membrane. The transcript has 8 exons. Bases 1399 to 2325 code for a protein of 308 amino acids. Lineage: Eukaryota; Metazoa; Arthropoda; Insecta; Diptera; Culicidae. The record is from RefSeq and is a predicted model, not a curated record. Gene Ontology annotation, biological process: synapse organization.